Molecule: messenger RNA, 417 nt
Organism: Sporothrix brasiliensis 5110
Lineage: Eukaryota; Fungi; Ascomycota; Sordariomycetes; Ophiostomatales; Ophiostomataceae
Exons: 1
Coding region: 1-417 (138 amino acids)
Source: RefSeq, a predicted model, not a curated record
AUGCCCGACAUGCAGGAGCCCAUGUCCGCCGCGUGGGGCCUCGUCCUCAGCGCCGCCGACUGGGCCAAGCUGCGCGCCGGCCUCGCGGCCCGCGACAUGGACGACCGCUGGCGCUUUGUGGUGGACGCCGCCGACCGGUCGGGGGUGGUCACCAUCCAUGUGCGGCGGAGCUGGACGGGCACCGAGCUGUACGCGCUGCACGUGCAGCCAGGCGUCGACGGCGCGCCCGCCCGCGUCGUGGCCAUCACCUGGGAGCAGAACAAAAACGGCAUCCUCAUCACGGAGGAGCAGGCCAAGCUGGAGGUCGCCGUUCUGAGCCGGUCGCAGCUGGGGUGCGACUUGGAGCGGCUGCCCGACUACGAUCCGGACCUGGUCUGGAACCAUCCGAACGCGCGGCUCGACAGAAACAUCAAUUGA